AAGGAAGGAAGGAAAGGAGAAAGGAAGAAAGCAAAGAAGAAAAGGCGAAAGGAAAUAGAAAAUGCCGGUCGGCGGACGUGUUGCUGGCAAAGUUGGGAUUUAUAGUUCCCAUUACAAUGGCAAAAUUUACAGUGGUAUUAACGAAGGGAUUAUAUGGGUUAGUAUCGGCAUGGGUAUAGCGAUAGCCGUGUUGAUAACGUUAGCACUUUGCUACAUAGCACAUGAAAAGUGUCGUAGACGUUAUAAUGGU
Molecule: messenger RNA, 250 nt
Organism: Vespula pensylvanica (western yellowjacket)
Lineage: Eukaryota; Metazoa; Arthropoda; Insecta; Hymenoptera; Vespidae
Exons: 2
Source: RefSeq, a predicted model, not a curated record